Podarcis lilfordi (Lilford's wall lizard) is the source of this 16011-nucleotide messenger RNA. The record is from the annotation of a GenBank genome assembly. NCBI's taxonomy places the organism in Eukaryota, Metazoa, Chordata, Lepidosauria, Squamata, Lacertidae.
AUGGCCACCUAUGGUGAGGAACGCCGUGUGGCAGCCUUCUUGCUGAAGGCUGAAGGCAUGAAAAGGCACUUAUUUGAGUUACAUUUCGCCUUGCCAAAGCAACAGCAGGUGAUGUGAACGAAGAAAGGAAGAAUAAUAGGGUGUCUAACAAGACCACCUUUAUUUCUCAAAUGCAGAUUAAAACCUAUGCAACACCAAUCAAUGUGGUUGCUGAACUGAAGGAUUUGCAGUACAGAACAAAACUCCCUUCAGAAAUGGCACGAUAUGAUGGCAACCAGGGGCAAAACCCUAUGAAACCUGCAUGAUGCAACUGAGGCCUGCAUUUGUUGAAGUUAAAAUUCUUCUAGGACACCACCUGGGUGUGAUGUUAAUUCAAGAACUGCCCGCCAAAUCUCUGGCUAAAGAAUUUGGGUACGAGACUGGCCCGAACUUUGAAUGUUAGAAUGGUUAGCUCAUUUAAGAAUCUCUCUGCUUUGAACAUAUGUUGAUAGGUCAAUUGGUUAGAGUGUGGUGAUGAUGAUGCCAAGGUUGCAGGUUCGAUCCCCGUAAGGGACAGCUGCAUUAUUCCUGCAUUCCAGGAGGUUGAACUAGAUGAUGCUCAGGGUUCCUUCCAACUCUGUGAUUCUAUGACAUAUCAUAUGCCAGCCCUGAAAGGACUUUGGGCCAGGCCAAGCUAACAUUUUGCUAGAUCCAGGUACCAAAAUUCACCCUAUCCCACUAUUUGACCCAGCCUAGAAAGCAUCCUAGAAGGACGCAGGUGACGCUGUGGGUUAAACCACAGAGCCUAGGACUUGCCGAUCAGAAGGUUGGUGGUUCGAAUCCCCGCGACGGGGUGAGCUCCCGUUGCUCGGUCCCUGCUCCUGCCAACCUAGCAGUUCGAAAACAUGUCAAGUGCAAGUAGAUAAAUAGGUACCGCUCCGGCGGGAAGGUAAACGGUGUUUCCGUGUACUGCUCUGGUUCGCCAGAAGCAGCUUAGUCAUACUGGCUACAUGACCCGGAAGCUGUACGCCGGCUCCCUCAGCCAAUAAAGCGAGAUGAGCGCCGCAAUCCCAGAGUUGACCACGACUGAAUCUAAUGGUCAGGGGUCCCUUUACCUUUACCUUUUAGAGAGCAUCCUAACCAGCCCAAAUUCAAAGGAAUGGCCAUGAGUCAGGAUGACUGUACUGUAUGCUACUCUCAGGAUCAGAGGCAGCUUACCUCUGAAUGUCAGUCUCUGGGAUCAGGACAUUUUGGUCCUGGAGUCAAACUAUAAAAUGGUGACACCCCUGGCCAGGGAAGAAGGGAUUAGUGAUCUACAUAGGAAACAAGGGUGUGGUGGGGGAGACCAGCAAUGCCUCUUAUUUGCCAAGAGCAGGCAUCCCCAAACUCGGCCUUCCAGAUGCUUUGGGACUACAACUCCCAUCAUCCCUAGCUAACAGGACCAGUGGUCAGGGAUGAUGGGAAUUGUAGUCCCAAAAACACCUGGAGGGCCAAGUUUGGGGAUGCCUGGCCAAGAGGCUGCUGUAGAGGAGGCAUUGGUGGCAAUUAAAAUGGCAUUUUCUCUGUUUAAAUUACAAAGGAAGAAGUCGUUUAGGAUUUUUAAAUUUUGAGCAUGUCUGACACCAUAAUGAAAUUUCAAAACAGUAUGAAGAGAGGAGAAUGGAGAUAGACGUGAUGAUUUCUCUUGGUUUUUAAACGAUUAGCACUCGUCUAUUUAUUUAUUUAUAGUUAUCUUUCCGGCUGUUCUGAGCAACCAUAACUCGGAUGACUUGUUUUCUCCUCCCUGGGUGAAAAAUGAAGUUUGAAAGACCGUUCAUUACCUUCUUGGUAUGUGUUGACUCUGCUGAUUCUUCAUCUGCCAAAGUGGAUACCCUGGCUUCUGUCUCAUCCACAGACUUCUGGUAAGAAAAGUAAUUGAUCAAAUUAGCUGGCCUAUAAUCCCACACAGACUGCUUGCCACCACAGCUUGUUAACUUUCUACACAGUUUAUUUAGCUUUCAGAAUGACAUCAUGAAAAUCACCUCCAAUACAUCAAACGGAUAUGAAAAGAAACCCAAUCUGCCUCAAAGCUAUGCUAUUUUAAAGAUUAAAAUUUAGGCUUUCCAUUCACAGUUAGUGAGCUUAGUGCACAUUUUCUACUCUGCUUUUUGUUUGCUAGUAAUACUUUAUUCCCUACAGUUUUGAAAAACACAACCUUUCAAAGUCAACCUCCCAAACGCAAACCAAAGAUGGUAGUCUAGACAACAUUAAGUGUUUAACCAACCCUUUUAUAGCCUAACAUCGAUCUUUUUUGUUUGGAGGAAGCUGGGUCUUAAUUAUUUGGGGCAACUCUGGUGUGUUUCCAUUUAAUGGUGACAGAGAAUUUCACCAUUAAAUGUACCUCUUCUGGUUUCAUGUGAAGCAGGAAGUCAGGUGACAUCUCCCCAAGGGCCAAAUAUGCAUUCUUCCAUUGUAGGGCAAAAAUAAGAAUUUUUGUUUGAAAUUGUUUGCCUUUCCUUGCGAGAAGCAAAGCAAGGGAACGUAUGCCUUACUCACACAUUCUGUAUCAUCAUUUUGGGUACAUUUCAAAGCUGCUCUAAAACUUCUCUAAUAGGAACACUUACCUGUUUAUUAAUAAUAUGCAUUUUGUGGGCUAACAGAUCUCAACUUUUUUUUUUUAAAAAAAGUUGCUGCUUUGGGUCUAUAACUGCAAAUAACUGUUUUCAUUGGAAAUAUAAUUAUUGUGCUCUUGUCCUGACCUUUUUAUCUUUGGCUUAACAGUUGUUUCUGCUAAGUGUCAGAGAGAACAUCACUGCUGAAAAGCACCACACGUUUAUCAGCUAUAAAAAUAGCUAAUCACCACAGUCAAGUAGAAAUCCCGAAAGUUAAAAGCUCUCAGCCCAAAAGUGAUUUGUUUUUAUUAUUUUAAAAGGGGGGAAUGAGAAGCCUUAAUCACCUACAUUUUAUGGAUAUGUUCAUGCCAACUGAUAUGAUCACACCAACUGAUCUUGUGCCGUGGCUCAUGAAUGUGGUUAGCGACAUUGGAUUUAGAUAGUGCUUAACUACAAAAUGGUGCCAUAGGAUCACAACCACCACCACCACCACCACCACCACAACAACAUCAUAUGCUCUGCUCUAAGCUUCAGCCAAAUUAGCUUCUUGCAUAGAUGGCAUUAUAUAGUUCAGCGCUGGCUGAAGACCUUCCUCUAUCAACAAGUCUUUUAAUUUUAUUUUUUAAAAUUAUUUGGUUUUACAUAUUUGAAUUUAUAAUCAUACCACAAUACAUACAAAGUUAUAAGAUUCCCAUGAAUCUCUGGACUUCCCACCUUCCCCUCUGAGGGUUCUGUUGUUGAACCUUUUCUACUGCAUCUUUUUUUUAUUAAUUCAAGUUUUUAUAACUCCAUUGUAUCCAUAGUUCUCAUUACAUUACAAGUGUUAUUGUAAUCCUGCUAACGUUUUCAACUGCUUACAGUGGUAUUCAAGGUAAAUUAUAAAUUUCCCCCAUUCCUUAUUAAAGUUUUGGUCUUCCUAGUUCUUGAUCUUUCCGGUCAAUUUUGCCAUUUCGGCAUGGUCCAUCAACUUAAUUUGCCAUUCUUCUCUGGUAGGGACUUUGUCUUCUUUCCAUCUCUGGGCUAACGACACCUGUACAGCUGUCGUCGCAUACAUAAAAAGUCUUUUCUGCUCCCUUGGAAUAUCAGCAACUACAAUUCCUAAUAGAAAAGCCUCUGUUUUUUUUGUAAAAGUUAUUUUAAACCUUUUUUUUCAGUUCAUUAUGUAUCAUUUCCCAGAAUGCUUUUAUUACCUUACAUGUCCACCACAUAUGAUAAAAGGUGCCUUCUUUUUCUUUACAUUUCCAACAGAUAUUUGUACCCGUCUUAUACAUUUUUGGUAACCUACUAGGGGUUAAAUACCAAUGGUACAUCAUUUUCAUUCAACAAGCCUUUUAAGUUGAAAUCUUUCCCAGUCUGCAUCUGUAUUGGAAUUGUUUAAAAUAUUUUUAAAAUACUUUUUUUUAUCACUUUCAGUUUUUGGACAAGUGGACUUCUUCCCAGAUAAGUGUGCACUUUGGAUUUCAGCUUUAAGCAUUUUUAAACAAUAGUUGUUCAGUGCAUACAAAUAAUGAACUGGCCAGAAAUUGAGGUUCCCCUGAAGAACAAUCGUACGUGAUUCAAAUUGCAGGGAGGGCAUCCUUAAAUUGCACCUCUGGCACCUGAGACAUUGAGUGCUUUAUAGAUGAGAAGUACCCCCAUAAAUUUCACCAGAAAAGAAAGCAAGGCCAUAAAUACAGUCAAUGCAAAAUCUAUACAGAACGCAGGAAAACCCAGAAUUAAAUGGGAUUUAAGCGUGAUUUCAUUCUGUUGAGGACACUGGUGCUCAUGUGAAGUUCAAAUGUUUCUGGAAUGUUUAAACCUCCAAUAGAUAUUUAUUCCCUUUGCCUAAUGGAAUAUUUAAGUAGAUUGUUCCUGAUUUUUAUUCUCCUUUGAACAUUGUGCGAGUACCUUCCACCUUAGUGUUGUGUUUAAAUGGUAAAAGUAUAACCCAAAACAAAAUGUUGUGAGUUCAUAUAAUUCACCAUUCUUUACUUGGCUUUAAAUCCACCAUCGCUUGAUCCAAGCACUAAUAUCCUCAAAGAAAUUCUUCCUAUAAUUAAAAAUGAGGCAACACAGACUUCUCCGUUUUCAACAGUAUGCUGUUUUAUGCAUUCUUGCAGUUAAUAACUUAUUCCAGGUAUUAAAUCUGUCACAUUCCUUUUACUUAGACCAGUGGUGAAGAAUUUAUAGCAGGAGACCCAGAUGUGACCCAGCAAUUUGAAAACAUAUCAGAGAUAUGAAUCCAAUUAGUUCCUGUCCAAAUGCUGACAUAUAUACUCUGUAUCAAUAUGUGACAUCUGAACAAGUAAUAUUUAAUACCAAACUCAAAGUGAUGGCAAAAAUGAAAACACGGGCAUUACUUAACACUCACUUUCUGAUCGCAGUUCACUCUUGAAAAAAAGUAUGUUGACUUGCCACGCUUGACUUAGAUGCCAGGAGAUAAUAUUAUUUGAAAUUUUUGACCAGAGAACAGAAAUUUUGCUUUUCCCUUUCCAUUCUGACCCGCUGCCCCCAACAUAUUCCACCUACAGAUUUAACAACAAAAGCAGAUAACUUUCACACACAUCAACAGCUAUCAUGCAGUACAAUGGGGGGAAAAACUGAUAUAUUUCUGCCCAUUAACAAAGCCAAUGAAAAGAGCCUUUCUGACAUAAGCACAUUUUGUUAAAAAAAUGCACACAGUUUUCAUGGAUGCUUAUUUUAUUUUCAUCUGCAAAGUCUAUCAGCAUUUACUGAAAUUUUGUAAUAAUGAAAGUACAAAUCAAUUUCCAGCAGAAAAGCAACUAACGACAGCUUAUUACAAAACUUCAACAAAUGCUGAUAGGCUUUGCAGAUUUUUUCCCCCCGAAUAAAAGGAGUAUCAAUAAAAACUGAAUAUUUUUUUAAAAAAGAAAAUGUGUUUAUGUCAGAAAUGGACUUCUCAUUGGCAUUUUUUAAUGGGCAGAAAUAGACCCGUCCCCUGCCCUUGUACUGCAUGAUAGCUGUUGAUGUCUGUAAAAGUUAUCUGCAAGUUACAGGAUGUGGCUUAGCACUGAUGGUUCUUAAAAACUGGGACGGAUGAGGGUCAACAAUUCUAGCCACUGUGUUGGGAAUCAGGUAGAGGCAGGGAUUUGGUAAUUAGAAAGAGAAGCCCGGAACAACUGCAAAAAGUAGAAAGGCACAGUCUAUAUGCUUCAAGGGCAGACACAGUUAUCUGAUAAUAUCAGAAGAGGAAAGAGAGAUUGUUGAGAAUUGUGCUUAAUUUUUUGGUAGUAUAUUAUAAAAUCACUUUGAGAUGCUUCAUAGGAAGCAAUUCACAAGUGAAAUAAAUACAGUGGUGCCUCGCAAGACGAAAAGAAUCCGUUCUGUGAGUCUCUUCGUCUAGCGGUUUUUUUGUCUUGCGAAGCAAGCCCAUUGACGGAUUAGCGGAUUAGCGCUAUUAGCGCUAUUAGCGGCUUUUAGCGGCUUUUAGCGGCUUUUAGUGGCUUUUAGCGGCUUAUCAGCUUAUCGGAUAAGCAGAUAAGCGGCUUAGCGGCUUAGAAAAAGGGGGGGAAAGGGAAAAAAACCUGCAGGAACUCGCAAGACAUUUUCGUCUUGCGAAGCAAGCCCAUAGGAGCUUCGUUUUGCGAAGCACCUCCAAAACGGAAAACUCUUUCGUCUAGCGAGUUUUCCGUCUUGCGAGGCAUUCGUCUUGCGGGGCACCACUGUAAUCAUUUACAAGUGCUGCUUAAUGUUCUUUUUGAACUUGUAAGAAAGCAAUCCUUUAGUGUGGCAGUACCCGUCAAUUACAGUUGUACCUUGGUUCUUGAACAGAAUCUGUUCCGGAAGUCUGUUCGACUUCUGAAAAUGUUCAAAAACCAAGGCGUGACUUCUGAUUGGCUGCAGAAGCUUCCUGAACUCAAUUGGAAGCCGCAGAAGCAACGUCGGGCAUUCGGGUUCCAAAGAAUGUUCGCAAACUAGAACACUGACUUCCGGGUUUGCGGUGUUUGGGAGCCAAAACGUUCGAGUCGCAAGGCGUUCGACAACCAAGGUACGACUGUAUACUCUUCCACCCAACACACACAGAUAGAGGUUCUUGCUUGGAAGCAAGAAAGAUCUUCAUUCAGACAAGUAACAGUACAGGCUCAGCAGCAAACACAGUACUCGGGGGGUCAUGAUUCAGGAGCAGGCCAUGAGGUUCAGAACUGGACAGAAGUCACGAACAUGUCCCAACAAGUUCUCCCACCCUCCGGCCGUGUUUUUAAAGACAAUGCACCACCAUGUUUACUCAAGAGAUUCUCUCCCCUUGUGAGAAUAUCAAGAUUGCAAGCACAUGCUCUGUUGGGGAGGGUGGGUCAUCUUCCAUCUGUGAUGGUGACGCCUGGUUCUAGGAAAGAAAACUCACCCUCCUGCUCAGGCUGCUUUCCCGUCACUGCCGCUGCCUAUUCAGCCUCCCCAGGCAGCCGAUCAAAUCCCUUGCCAGCCUCCAUUGAGGCUUUCCGCUUCGCAGUAAAAUCAGAAUGGGAAGCCAGCAUCCUUGUUUCCUUUUCCAAAGUGACUGAAAUCUGGAUGGACCCUUAUAGCAAUUUCAUCAGAAUAAAUUCAGGCGUGUAAGCAUUAUACAUAUGAUGGUAGACUUUAUUGUUCUUCCUCUGGUCAACCAAAAGCAGCCAGUGUCACCCCCCCAAAAAAAAACCUCUUAAAAAAGGUAAUGUUCUAUGUACUGAGGCUCUGAAACUGUUUCUUUGAGUUCCUGGAGGAACAAGAACAUUUUGUUAUGUUCCAGUCAUAGUCAAAUGCCUCAGCCUAGAGAUUGCAGCUUUGACUUUUGAUUUUUAAGAGGACAGCGGCAUGCUUUUUGACAGCAAGGUAAACUAUAAUAAGAUAUUGUCCUCUCUAUCAUCAGAGGGGGAAAAUUACAAGCUUCCAAAAAGGGGAGGGAGAAGCAGUAUUGCGGGCAAAACAGCAAUAGAGGAAAAACCUGCUGUGAAGUAUUUCAUUUUUGUGAUUCUUUUAACAAUUUACAGAAGAAAUAGCACAUAAUGGAAGUUUGGUUUUCUUAUGGGAGCCAUAAAUAAAAUAGUGGUAUAAUCAAAAGGACAGAAGAAGAAAGACACUUCUGAUAUUUAAUUCUUAUUUACGUUCACCUCCAUAAUUUAUGGCUUGCAGGGAAACGUGGAAGGUUACAAAAUACAAUAACUCAACCUCCUGUGUGUUUUCCUGCUGCACCCUGCCUGUUAAAGCUUUCCAAAGCUUGAACCUGCUGCUUUAAUUUACUGCUUUCUACCCAGUGAUUAGAGUGGGGUUUGAAAAGGUCUUCAGAAAAAGUGGUGAGCUUUCCGUAGGAUUUGUUACUGGAGCUUGUUCAUCUCUCUGAUCAAUAGCGCGCUGCAAGUCUAGGUCUCUUGCAUGGUCUCCUGAGGAUGCUCACUUCAGCUCAGGGAACUUUCCAAUGAUUUCAUCUCAGAGAGAGAGGUUUUCAUGUAAAGGAGAAAGAGCAAAAGAGAGAGAGAAUGUUUGUGUGUUGCAAUGUGUGUGUGUGUGUAUUCCUAGACACAGCUCUCUGCAGUUCACUAAAACAAAGCAAUCUUCCUCCAAGCCACAUAUUUAGUACAUUGAAGUCACAGUUAAUUAAAUAUUUCAAGUGGAAUGUGCGCAUAUUUAAGAACACUGGAAUCUGCCUUAUACCUAACCAGGCCAUUGGUACAUCUAGCCCAGUGUUGCAGACACUGGGGUGAGCGACUGAAGAAUCUCAAAGGUGUUCUGGAAGUCAUUGCUCUUCCCAGAGAUCCAUACAAUCUGUCCCUGCUGGGUAGGGAGAGAGAAGGAGGUGUCAGAAAGAGACAUAAUGAAAAGGGGGUGACGUAAAGGAAAUCAGAGAAAGAAAAGGCGGCAUCUGCUGCUGCCGGAGCCAGCUUGCUCAGCACCCAGCAUGCUGUUCUCAACACAUGGUCUGGAAUGUGAUCCUCAAUCGGAGGAAAAAGAUCCCCUGGUCUACACUAGGGCUGGGCAAUAUCUGGUUUUCAACAUCGCAAUAUAUCACCAGCUAAACAUCACAAUAUACUGAUAUAUCACAGUGUCUAAAAUAAGGAUGGAAUUAUGUAGAGGCAUUGACUGGCUUCAUGGUUUUUCCCACAUUGUGAUUUUUGCAUAGCACACACACAUUUUAUGAUUCACAAUAUAUUGCCAGGUCAGAAAUGAUGAAACCAAUAUAAUGAUAUGGACUUGAAGCCAGUUUUGGACAAUAUAUCUCCCAGCCCUAACAUGAUUCGCGAUACAUUGCCAGGUCAAAAACUAUGAAACCAAUAUCACGAUAUAGACUUCAAACUGGUUUUGGACAAUACAUUGAUAUAUUGCUGAGCCCUAGGCUACAGUGACUGGCAGCAGCUCACGAGAUUUUGGAGUGAUAUGGGGGCAGGGAGAUAGUUUCCCCUAUGCAAAACAUGUGGCUUACUACUAACCUAUAAACCUGCAUUCACAAUAAAAACAGAUGAAUUUCAAGGAUGUCCAAAUACAUACAUUUCUUGGUUGGGGUGUCUUACACCAAUGAAUGCUGACAAUCCCAUUUGGAUGACUGUCAACAUUCACUAGUGUAUUGCUGAGCUCUCAGGUCCUUGUGAAAUUCAGCUGGGAAGAUGGUCAAUAUUCACCAGAUUUUGGACAUUAGCUGUAACAUCUAAAAUUACUGAACCGUAUAAAGAGUGAAAGGAUGAGCUGUAGGGAGGAUUAAGCUAUGUCUCACCUUUCAGAAUGAUUGCCUACUGUAGUAGAUUAUAGAUUAUAAAGCUGUAGCCUAAAGCAUAAAAUGGAGAACAUGAAUGGAGUUUGAUUUUGUGUGUAUGGCAGCUAAAGGAAACGAUAAACUAUACUCCACCAACGUACUCCUUCCAAUAAUGAAAUAUCGACAACCAUGACUGCAUAAAUUAAGAUUAUUAUUAUUAUUUGCCUAAUACUCCUAUAACAAACAUUAGAUCUUGGCUGUAUAAUUUUGAUUUUUCUUUCACAGAAUUUAAGGCAACCAUAUACUAAUGCAAAGUGCAUUAGUUCCAUGUGGUUUGUGCACAGAAUUCCGCCCCCACUAUCAGUUGAAGCACUUAUAUAGAUUUCACUGCCAAACAGUAUAGGAUUUAUAGAAUAGAAUGAUUGCCACUGAUCUGCUCCAGGUUGAUGGCUCUAGUUGGCAGAAUAUUCUAACAGAGAACGGCACUGAGAAUAUUUAUAAUCGCAUUAUAUCCCAUUGCCAAUCUCUUUGGGGUUUCUGAAAUAAAGAUACUACAAUGCAGUUGGGAAGAAAAAGCUAAAUCAUUAUUUUUACCCCCUGCCUCAUGUUUCAGUAUGAUGUCAACGUUUUCGAGUGGGGAACCCCCACAACAAAACUUUCCUUUGUACAAGGCAGUGAAAGGAAUUUACUUGCUGAUAAGGCUUCAGCCCAGUGUACCUUUCUGCGCCCCACCCUAUUUGCUAUUUUUCUCUUCCAUGUUGAAUUAUUUGUGUUGAUUUUCCUUUUGGUAGCUCAUUCACCCAAUGAAUCAUUCCAAAGCCAGAGAAAUAUCAUAAGAUGCACCUGUUUUGACGAGAGCUGUCUCUCUUCGUUAUAAGUUCCAGAGAAAUCAAUAAAUAUAACACUGAUAGCAGCAAUCAUUUACAUUUACCUCAGGAACUUUCCCUUUUAAUCCAAAUAGAUAGAUUUCUUUCAAGUUUGCCAGGGAAGCUAUCAUAAGCAGAUAAGCCAAACCCUUCACAAGGAGAGCGAAGGAGGAGAUUGUAAGUAACUGAUGUCAUUUGGCAUAAGACGCUAGAAUUUAAACUUGGCAAUAUUGUGUGUUCACCCUAUAGGCAUUUAUGAGCACCAUCUAUUGGCAUUUACUGCACCAUUACACUGUAAAUUGAUCACCUCACAUGGAUGCAUGUUUUGUGAAGAUUAUGAUAUUGUAAGAGGCAGCCAUUCUGCUGUACAUUCAAUGGCCAUUUGUCCAUAAAACCAAACAGAACGCAGUGUGUGGUCUCGAGCCAUUUUAAAAGUGUUUAUACCCUGCAUGGUAGAGAUACUGUUAAAACAAAAAAAUAAAGAAAGCAAGCAGAGAAAACAAACCUUCAGUUCACUUUGUGCCAGGGACUGACAGGACUCUGAUGAGUGUGUGUCUGAGGCAUGGAGGCUGGGGACUGACCAGCAAUUUAUGGGGUUUGGUGCCACUCAUGAGGCAGGAGCCAGGGAGGGGGUAAGAGGAUGAGUCAGAGCAGCCAGAGGCAGAAGAGGGGGCACAGGAUGUGUUGGACGCAGAAGAAAAGGCUGCUCUGGCAAGGGACAGACCAGUCAAAUCCCCGCUCCACUUUCUCUUAGAACCAGAAGUAUCCCAUCAGAUGAGGGCACAUAAGCUGAGGCAGGGGGCAUUGUAAAGAGAUAAAGGCUUCCCGGGAAAUGACAUAUAAUGAGUUAAAGAAAAUGUUUAAAAAUACUUUUAUUUAAAAACAAACAAACCCAGAAGCCUUUUUACUGGGUAUAGUAGGCAAAGAGAUUCCAAAAAAAGAUAAAAGAUUGUUCAUGUAUGCAACAACAGUGGCAAUAAUCCUUUUAGCCCCAAAAUGGAAACAACAAGAAGUACCAACGAAAGAAGAGUGGCAGAUGAAGAUGAUGGACUUUGUGGAACUGGCGAAGCUGACGGGAAAAAUCUGAAACCAGCACGAUCAAGUAUUCCAAAAAGACUGGAGUAAAUUUAUCCAAUAUUUGAAAGGCCAUUAUAAGCAAUUAACAACACUAGCAGGGUUAUCUGAAGACUUGUAAUGAGAAAUUUUUUACUUUUCUACAUUUAUUACAUUUUGAGGUAUUUUGUAAUAAGUUAUAGUAGAACUGGAAAAUAUAUAAAAUACUGUGAUAUAAAGGUUACUUUUAAAAGCCAAGAGGUGGGAGGGAAGGAAGUCAACAGGCUCUAAACAGCCAAAGAAGUAAAGUGGAUAAUAACGAUGUGAUUAUAUAUGUUUAAAUGGAAAAUUAAUACAAAAUAAUAAUAAUAAUAAUAAUAAUAAUAAUAAUAAUAAUAGAAUUACUAUCAGCCAUGUGCCUUCCUUAGUUAUGGGGUGCUCCGGAUACUUUGUAAAUACAAUGAAUGAACCAGCCCUUGAAAAGUUUUGUAGCUCUGCAGGCUAAAUGGCAGAUUGAUGGUUUGUUCCAAGGACUGCUUCAAUGAGGCAAAUGAGGGUUCUUAGCAAAAACGGGACUGGAAUGAACUUCUCUGAUAUCUCUAACCCAGCUGGAAAUGAUGGUGGUGACAAUCCAAUGUGGGUUUCCGACGUUGGCCUGGUGAACACUGGGAUUUCAUGGAAAUUGAUCAUGGGUUUCUUCAGUGAAAUGAAAAGUAAUGGCGGACAAGUUUCUCUGAUAACUUGCCUACCUCUAAUGAGGGAAGUGUUGGAUGUAGUCAGCUGGGUACAGUGAGGCAGCUGAUUUGGGGUGUCAUGAAAGAUAAGCAAAUUUGUAUUUAUUCAUUUGUAGUUUCAUUACAUGCAGGGAGAGAGGCAUUUGUGGGAUUUUCUUUCUCAGACUUAAAAAGAGUGGCCUUCUAUAAAAAGGGUGGCCUUCUAUAUUAUACAUCUCCACAGGGCAUGAGAUGGUGACGUUUCUCUCUGCCUCAGGUAGCAAAAUAUUUUGGGCCUGUCCUGUAUGUGACCUACAUGUGACUCCCAGUUCGUGAGGGGAACAACACCCAGCUUGAACAUUCUCUAGAAACUUCUGCAAUGCAUAGGUUUCUUAUUUGCAGUCAUGCAGGACUUCUUUGACAGAUGAUUUGGAAAAGGUUCUCUCAAGCUAGAGAGCCUGAAAACAAAUGGGCUAGAAUGCAUUCAAGGUGUGUAACUCACUAUGAAUGCAUGAGAAAAUGGUCUGCGAUAAACAUACCUUCACCACAAUGUGUUCUGCAGGUUAAAUUUGUGGUUUUUGUAAUCCACUGUAAGCCAUUAACACAAAUUAAAGAAGUAAUGUUGGUGAAAAAAGAACGUGCAACUUGUUUAAACAAAAUGGUAGCCAGGAGUGGGAUGGAAUAGAAGAUAAAUAGGUGUGGGAAGUUGUAGCAAAGGAAUUACCACUCAGUGUAGCUCUGCUUGUUUUGCUCUCCAGGGCUGAGAAUGGAUGACACAUAGUCCUGUUUAUUUACAUUUAUUUUCUGUUUUGAAAGACAGGCAGAGAAGCAAAAUAAUAUGAGAGCCUACUCAAAUGCCUGCUAAAUUUCCCCUUAAAUUGAAUUUCUCAUUUUAUCAGAGAGCAAUACUUGCACUGAUGUUAGACAGGCAGCUAAAAGGUCAACAAGUUCCCUUGGUUGCCUUUUGUCAAGGGUUUUUGACUUGUCUGUGAAUAAAGAUCUCCCAGGAGGGAGGCAGACCUGAAUUUCCUGUCAUCCUGAAGACAGCAAUGAAUUUGAAAAUGUUACAAAAAGCAUAAGGGACUUCCAGCACACCUUCAAAUGCUCUGUCGAUGCCAAUAGCCUCUCAUGUAAACAUGUACACAGAGUUGUUUUGGAUUUGUUCUGUCAACUUUUGGUUGUGAAACAAAUUGUUGUACAGCUGCCCACCAUGAAUGAGAAUGAGCCUCGGAUGUUUUUCAUUACUGCGCUGAGAUUAAUAAGAACACAGAAGCGACGGCGCAUUGAGCUCAGAAUCCUCUCACUGACAGUUCGCAGGACUGAAGCUUUGAAAGAGAGAAUAUUGUGAGACCCGGGACACUGACAGAGCAGGCUGGUUCCUAGGGACCAUUGCUAGUUCCAAUUUGCCUAAGGCCACUCUUUGCAAGACACAGUUCUUGCUUUCCGUAUUCCUAACAUUUUCAAAGACAGUCUACUGGCCCGCAUUAUGUGCAUAUUAUGCACAGCUUGUACCUUAUUUUGAGAAAGCUUUGCUUGUUUUCCAGCUACAGGACCAGCCUUGUGAUGAGGCAGAGGGAGGCAGCUGCCUCAGGCAGCAAAUGCUGAGGUUGCGAGGAAUGGCCAGAGCUGCAAGUGCCAUGUGACCUACUCUGUACCCUGCUAACCUAGCCCACUGCCUUCAAAGGAAGUGGAAGAGACAAUGUUUUCACCAGCACAGGAGCAAGAUUCAACCACCAAUCCAAUUGGCUUCUGUGUGUGCCUUAAGGGAGAGCGCCAUCUUGCCCAUUACCCAAGGCAGCAAAAUGUCUUGAGCUGGAUCUGUGCAGCUGUUACUGCCUUGUGGCCUUUGUAGCUUAACAAGGAUCUGGGGUGACUGUGGCCAAACAAACCAUGGUUAAGGAAGGAUGCUAGGUUUGCACAAAGCACCAGGCCAUUGCUGAAACAAACCAACGUUCAUAAGCCAACCACAAACCAGGGCUUAUUGUGGUUUGUUGGCAGUAACUGAGACAUAAUUAAGCAGCAGUGCUAUGCAUGUUGGUGUUGCCAGCACUAUGUAUGUUCGAUGCCAGUCCUCUCUUGAACAUUCCCAUAUGCUUUUGGCCAUAACCCUGUUCCAGUCCCAAAGGAGCAGAGAUGCAGUGAGAUGAUUACAUGUGAGCAUACCAACUGGGUACAAUAAGUGUGGAACAGGAUCAUAUUUGCCCAUUCUGUGCCCAUCCUGCCCUGAUUUCAGAAUGUUUGCUGUAACCUCUACACGUCAAAGAUCAAAAGUCUGAUCUUUACUCAUAAGAAGCAGGGUGUUGUGGCCCAUCCCAGAUAAGGAAGGCACAUGUCUGAUAAUUAACACAUUAUGGCAAGAGAAACACAGUAGCUUCCAUAGCCCCUCCUGAUUCUAGGAGACAGUAGUCUGGGGGAAGGUAUGGAAUCUACUGACCUGUCCCUCACCUGAUCUGCCCCUUCACCUUCCGCCAUAUUCUGCUCACCUUCCUUGGACUGCCCUGACUCUCCCUCCUGUCCUGGAGCGAGUGGUGCUGUGGUCUAAACCACUGAGCCUCUUGGGCUUGCUGAUCGGAAGGUCGGCAGUUCAAAUCCGUGAGACGGGGUGAGCUCCCGUUGCUCUGUCCCAACUCCUGCCAACCUAGCAGUUCGAAAGCAUACCAGUGUGAGUAGAUAAAUAGGAAGGUAAAUGGCAUUUCCAUGCACUCUGGUUUCCAUCACGGUGUCCCGUUGCGCCAGAAGCGGUUUAGUCAUGCUGGCCACAUGACCCAGAAAGCUGUCUGUGGACAAACGCUGGCUCCCUCAGCCUGAAGUGAGAUGAGUGCCGCAACCCCAUAGUCGCCUUUGACUGGACUUAACUGUCCAGGGGUCCUUUACCUUUUUUUGUUGUUACCUACCUCCCUGGCUCCUGCCUUGGGCGUGGUGUGACACCCCAUAAAUCACUGGCUCCCUCUUCUGGGUCACUCCCCUGGUCCCCUGCUUCCUCCACACACUCUUCGGAGCCCUGCCAGUCCCUGUCAUGGGGGGAGGCGUUUCACAUGCACAGUGUCUACAUCAGGGGUCGGCAGCCUAAGGCCCAUGGGGCACAACUGGCCCACGGGGGUCGUUUUACUGCCCCCCGAGCUGCCCCCAAACCGAGCCGCCCGCUUGGCUAGUCCCCAUGCGCUGCGCUAAACCAGCACAGUGCGGUGCGGGGACUUGCUUCCGUGGCGCCGGAAAACGUGUCUGCGCAGACGCAGAUGCCGGAAAACGUGUCUGCGCAGAUGCAGAUGCCGGAAAACGUGUCUGCACAGACACCAGUGCCGGAAAUCGCGUGCGCACGCAGUCACGCGUGCCCGCAAUCCAGCCCACAGAGGGGACUCCGUGGCAGUGAGUAAGCCUUGCUGACACCUGGUCUACACAGAUACAGAGUAAGGCAAACACAUGGAGACCCGAGCAGGAAUGCAGUAGCACUACCCUAAUGCCCCAUCGCGAGUUGACUGUAAUGAGAUUGCUGAGAAUGGGGCUAAAACAUAUAAUUCAGCAAGUACCACCUUAUUCAUUCAUGCUGAUUAAUUAUAUCUACUCUGCCAAUCCUGGCAUUACCAAUGUAAUGAACAGACAAUGUGAAGUUGCAGGUGAUGGGUUGCACUAAUGUUAGCCAUACUUGGAGCAGACUCAGUGAAAUUAAUGGACAUGACUAAGUUAGGCCCAUUAAUUUAAAUGGGUCUAUUCUGAAGGUAACUUAGUUGGAUGCAACCUAUUACAGAGACUGAUGGCCACUGAGUCCAUGCCAUGGCAGAGGCUCCAUAUAGAAUGCUUUGCAAAACAUGAUCUGUACCUGUCCAUUUUCUGUCAAACCAUCUUCCUCUGACUGCUAGGCUGCUCACGUCCUCUGCUCAGCGGCUGCCACUGUACUUAUUAACUGCAUUGAUAGUUAACUUAAAACAGCCUCAGAUCAGGAAUCAAGACAAAAAGAAAAAGCUGUUUCAUCCAUGCGGUGUGUUAAUCUUUCCAAGCAGAUCAUGAAUUACAUUCCCGAAAAGAGCGACAUGGCAAGAGUUAUCGUUUUCCUUCGGGCCUGGAGGAAGUUCUAUCUUUCUGAGAGACAAACCAGGGAAGGCUUGCUAAUCAUUCAUUUUGGUUUCAAAAUUCACCGUUGUCAAUAUCGUUAA